CGACAGGACAAACACAAACUUUCAGACAGCACCUCCCAACGUCAUUUUCUUGUUUUGCCGAACCGUCCGUGUCCUCCUGCUCUGAUUUCUGAACGCGCUUUUCUUUUCUUUUGACGCAGUUCUCCUCUGGAAGUGAUUUAUCGAGCAAACGGAGGAGAAGGACACAUUUUUCUUUUUCUUUUUUUUUUUUUUGCGGAAUCAAUUCACGCUAAUAUUUUGUGUUUUUCUUCCGAAACUUCCACCCUGAGAGGAGAGAACUGAACCCGGUCCUGUUCGCACCUGAAAGUGAAUUAGCCAGCGGGGCUUCAGCUAACCUGCAUCAUUCCAGCCUUGAAUCAUGUUGGGGCCAACACGCCAUAACCGGCCCCCUCACUUCUGACCCAACAUGGAGCUCAAGGUCUGGGUGGAUGGCGUCCAGAGGGUCGUAUGUGGAGUCACAGAGGCAACCACCUGCCAGGAAGUGGUGAUUGCUUUGGCCCAGGCCAUCGGUCGUACAGGGAGAUACACUCUGGUAGAGAAAUGGCGGGACACAGAACGUCACCUCGCCCCCCACGAGAGCCCCGUUGCUUCUCUAAACACCUGGGGUCAGUAUGCCGGUGACGUCCAGCUGAUCCUUCACCGCACAGGCCCCUCACUGACUGAGCGACCCCCCUCAGAGGGCCCCCCGCUCAGAGGUCCUGAACGUGGGCUUCAUCGUCAAAGUCUCCCUCCUCUUGCGAAGCUUCGUCACCCCGUUGACGGCUCGCUCCACCGCCGUGAACCGCGCCGCAAGUCGCUGACCUUCACAGGUGCACCCAGAAGCCUGAGGGAGAUCCUGGGGGGAGGUCGGGUCUCAGAGGCUGAGGGCAAGCGAAGACUUCUAGGGAACGGCGGCAGUCGCCACCAUGCGGGGUCAACUGUUGGGACAGCUUCCCCUGGCCUGUGGGCCUGUCGCAUGGAGGAGCUGGUCAGACUGGUCAGCCUGCAGAGAGAGACUCUGAACAUGCUGGAGAAGAAGCUGGAGGCAUAUGAGGCAGAGCUCCAAGCAUGGCCUGAGCUGCGGGGGAACCAAGGAGGUGGAUGCACUGCAGACUUUGGUGGAGGCUUGAUAGAGGAGAUCCUGAGGUUGGAAAAGCAUCUCAGAAAGAACGAGGUGGAAAUGGAGGAGGAAGAGUUUUGGGCCACUGAGCUACAAAUUGAGUUGGAAAGUGAGAGACAGCUGGAGGAAAGACUCCUGGAGCUUCAGGGGCGUCUGCAGAGCUGCGAGCAAGACAUUGAGGAGAAGCUGGCAAUAGUGCAGGGAGUCGAAGCAGGUCUGCAGGAGGAGAAACUGCAAAGAGAGCGUCAGGAGGACCAGUGGGUCAGUGAGGCCGAGGCUCGGGCUCAGCUGCUCAGGGUCAAAGCAGAGUUAAAGGCUCAGGAGAGGCAGGCCAUCCAGCUGGAGAGCAGCUGCAGGGCUGUGGACAGAUCGCUGGGACAAAGCAGUAAGAAACUGCAGGAUAUGCAGCAGGAGCUGGAGCAGCUGACCAAAGAGCUGAGGCAGGUUAACCUGCAGCAGUUCAUCAAGCAGACUGGUGCCAAGGUCACCGUGCUGCCAGCCGAACCCACCGAAGACGACAACACCAACAGCAGUCGUGUUUCCUCGUCAGAUUUGGUUCAGCUGACCGGCUCACUGAAGCGUCCCGGGUCGUCCAGCCAUCUCCGUGUCCUCCACAACCCUCUGACCUCUGGUCUGAACCCAGAAGGGAUCUACGUUUGACCCCCCCCCCCCCCCCCCCCCCUCCACACACACCCACCACUACACACACACACAAACAUAACUGAUGUGUGAGUCAACACGGAAAGUGCAGGACGCCUGGACUAUGCAUUCUGUUUUUUUAAUGUUUAGUGUGAAGAUGCAGUGAAUCAACAAUCUCUGAAGAGAAGUUACUGAGCACUUGGUGGAAAGAAACAAUGAUUUGCGGUGAUGGCAUUCACUAAAAAAAAAAAAACACGGCCUCACAUUCUGAGGCUCACAGAACUCUCUUAAACACCUGUCUGUUGUGGGUUUUCUUAAUCAA
Messenger RNA from Nematolebias whitei (Rio pearlfish), 2039 nucleotides. It is a transcript of the gene rassf8a, whose product is annotated as ras association domain-containing protein 8. Lineage: Eukaryota; Metazoa; Chordata; Actinopteri; Cyprinodontiformes; Rivulidae. The record is from RefSeq and is a predicted model, not a curated record. Gene Ontology annotation, biological process: signal transduction. Bases 386 to 1738 code for a protein of 450 amino acids. The transcript is spliced from 6 exons.